Molecule: messenger RNA, 6571 nt
Organism: Equus quagga
Lineage: Eukaryota; Metazoa; Chordata; Mammalia; Perissodactyla; Equidae
Gene: EFR3A
Product: EFR3 homolog A
Exons: 20
Coding region: 194-2380 (728 amino acids)
Biological process (GO): protein localization to plasma membrane
Cellular component (GO): plasma membrane
Source: RefSeq, a predicted model, not a curated record
GCAGGGCCGGCGGUGGGAGCUGUCGCUGGUUCGCUGGUGUGGGCCGUUGGGUCGGCGCUCGCUCUCCUCCCGCUCUGCCCUUCGCCGGGUCAGGGCCUCGGUGGCCCGGCGCCAGCCCGUCAUGGUGCCGUCGGCGCGCCCCGCGCGGCCACGCUGAGCCUUGGUGCGGCGGCGAGCGCGGCUCGGGGUCACCAUGCCUACCCGGGUGUGUUGCUGCUGUUCUGCUUUGCGUCCUCGAUACAAACGCUUGGUGGACAACAUAUUCCCUGAAGAUCCAAAAGAUGGCCUUGUUAAAGCUGAUAUGGAGAAACUGACAUUUUAUGCUGUGUCUGCUCCAGAGAAACUGGAUCGAAUUGGUUCUUACCUGGCAGAAAGGUUGAGCAGGGAUGUUGUCAGACAUCGUUCUGGGUAUGUUUUAAUUGCUAUGGAGGCAUUGGACCAACUUCUUAUGGCUUGCCAUUCUCAAAGCAUCAAGCCAUUUGUAGAAAGCUUUCUUCAUAUGGUAGCAAAGCUGCUGGAAUCAGGGGAACCAAAGCUUCAAGUUCUUGGGACAAAUUCCUUUGUGAAAUUUGCAAAUAUUGAAGAAGAUACACCGUCCUAUCACAGACGUUACGACUUUUUUGUAUCUCGCUUUAGUGCCAUGUGUCAUUCCUGUCAUAGCGAUCCAGAAAUACGAACAGAAAUCCGAAUUGCUGGAAUCAGAGGUAUUCAAGGCGUGGUUCGCAAGACGGUUAAUGAUGAACUUCGGGCUACCAUCUGGGAGCCUCAGCACAUGGAUAAAAUCGUUCCAUCCCUACUGUUCAACAUGCAGAAGAUAGAAGAGGCGGACAGUCGCAUAGGCCCUCCCUCUUCUCCUUCCGCAGCUGACAAGGAAGAGAAUCCCGCUGUGCUGGCUGAAAACUGUUUCAGAGAACUGCUGGGUCGAGCAACUUUUGGGAAUAUGAAUAACGCUGUUAGACCAGUUUUUGCACAUUUAGAUCAUCACAAACUGUGGGAUCCCAAUGAAUUUGCAGUUCACUGCUUUAAAAUUAUAAUGUAUUCCAUUCAGGCUCAGUAUUCUCACCAUGUGAUCCAGGAGAUUCUAGGACACCUUGAUGCUCGUAAAAAAGAUUCUCCACGGGUUCGAGCAGGUAUUAUUCAGGUUCUGUUAGAGGCUGUUGCCAUUGCUGCUAAAGGUUCCAUAGGACCCACGGUACUGGAAGUCUUUAACACUCUUUUGAAACAUCUGCGUCUCAGCGUUGAAUUUGAAGCAAAUGAUUUACAGGGGGGAUCUGUAGGCAGUGCCAACUUAAACGCAAGUUCCAAAGACAAUGAUGAGAAGAUUGUACAGAACGCUAUCAUCCAAACAAUAGGAUUUUUUGGAAGUAACCUGCCAGAUUAUCAGAGGUCAGAAAUCAUGAUGUUCAUCAUGGGGAAAGUACCUGUUUUUGGAACGUCCACCCAUACCUUGGAUAUCAGUCAACUAGGGGAUUUGGGAACCAGGCGGAUUCAGAUAAUGUUGCUGAGAUCUUUACUUAUGGUAACCUCUGGAUAUAAAGCAAAGACGAUUGUUACUGCCCUGCCUGGGUCUUUUCUGGAUCCUUUGUUAUCACCAUCCCUAAUGGAAGACUACGAACUGAGACAGUUAGUCUUGGAAGUAAUGCAUAAUCUCAUGGAUCGCCAUGACAAUAGGGCAAAGCUUCGAGGGAUCAGAAUAAUACCAGAUGUAGCUGAUCUAAAGAUAAAAAGAGAAAAAAUUUGUAGACAAGACACAAGUUUCAUGAAAAAGAAUGGGCAGCAGCUAUAUCGGCACAUAUAUUUGGGCUGUAAAGAGGAAGACAAUGUUCAGAAAAACUAUGAGCUACUUUAUACUUCUCUUGCUCUUAUAACUAUCGAAUUGGCCAAUGAAGAAGUGGUUAUUGAUCUUAUUCGAUUGGCCAUUGCUUUACAGGACAGCGCAAUUAUCAAUGAGGAUAAUUUGCCAAUGUUCCAUCGUUGUGGAAUCAUGGCGCUGGUUGCUGCAUACCUCAACUUUGUGAGUCAAAUGAUAGCUGUCCCUGCAUUUUGCCAGCAUGUUAGCAAGGUUAUUGAAAUUCGAACUAUGGAAGCCCCUUAUUUUCUCCCAGAGCAUAUUUUCAGAGAUAAGUGCAUGCUUCCAAAAUCUUUAGAGAAGCAUGACAAAAAUUUGUACUUUUUGACCAACAAGAUUGCCGAGUCCCUAGGCGGAAGUGGCUAUAGUGUUGAGAGAUUGUCAGUACCGUACGUACCACAAGUAACAGAUGAAGAUCGACUUUCUAGAAGAAAAAGUAUUGUGGACACUGUAUCCAUUCAGGUGGAUAUUUUACCCAACAGCGUUCCUUCUGAUGAUGUGAGCACAAGAGUGUACCCUCCUGAGUUAUAGGAAGCAACAGCAGCCAGUGUUCUCUAGGACUUAUUCCACACAAGUCACCAGAGAAUUUUUUGAUAGUCAAGUAAAAAUGCCACAAUACCAGCAUGACAAGUCAGCCUCCUCCUUGUGGUUUAUCCAUUGUUUGCCUUCCUAGGUAUUUCAUUAUUUCUUAUUGAUACAAUAUAAAUAAUUAAAAGAAUAUCUCUCUAAGAAAAGGGGAAGGAAGUUGUCUGAAUUCAUGCUUUCUCAGCCUCCUUUCUCCUCCCCCUUCCAAUCCCUGUCAGUUAAUUUGUCUUCAGGAAUUAAAACUAUUUGGUGGCUAGGGUACAGCUGACUAACUUAUAUCCUCUCUGCUGUUUAACUCUCCAUUAUGUAAAAUUAAUCAGUAUUAUUAAAUUACUAGAGCAUCAAGAAUCAUUGAAGAGGCAGUUAGUAUAAAUUUUGAAACUUAGGGCAUUAAGGUUGGUUUAAAGUUUCUUGCCAAUUUAAGGCUCAAGAAAAAUCUUCCCAAAAUUGACCUCUUCAAAGCCAUUUUAAUUUUUUUACACACUACUUACUUGUAAGGAGGGUAUCUUGUAAGCUCUGUCUUUGAAUGAUUAUGAAUUUGUUGUUAUUACCUUUCAGGAAAGAAAUUCAUCCAAAGCCUUGGGUUAUACACUUUAUUUUGUCAAGAGUACAGUAUAUUUUGUUGACUGGUAUUAUUCCAGUCUCCUUUUAUUAGGCAUUUUUAUUUCUUUUAUAAAAAUAUAUGCGUAACACUUAACACUGUUGUAAAGAAUUAGUCUAUUUUGAUAAAAUGAACUGAAAAAAAAUUUGCAUAAUGACUUAAUAUAGGAGGAAGAUUCUUGAACAUGAACUUUACAUUGAAAGUCCAUUAAUACAUUUGUUAACUUGUUAAAGAUCCUGUUGUUUUCUUUUUGCUGUAAGUUCUAAGUCAGAUAUGCCUUACACUGAGCAUUUGAAAAGUUAAGUACAGUGUAGUGUAAGAUUCUCUUGAGCACAUGGAGUUACACACUCAUUUACCAUUAUGGAAUCUGAUUUUGCAUUUUAGGAAUGAUUAUUCAAAUACCAGAAGACAGAAUAACAUGACCUUCUAGGCUAGAACUAAUUAAUUUCAUAGCAUGGACAGGAGAAAUUUGCAUCAGUUAGGUAAUCAUCAGUUAAUCAAACUAUGAAUCAGUAUAUUUGCUAACAAUGAAUCAGAUAAGGAAAUUGCUCAUUUGAAAAAUUUGAAAUUUUGUAUACAUAAUCCCAGUUACUCCUCAGAUAUAUCUGGUACCUGCUUUUAGAGCUUAUAAUGUAAAAAAAAAAAAAAAGAAUCAGAAGAUUGUUUAGAUGGAGAUCCUAGCAAUCUUCUGUUUUCCCUAGAUAUAACUCAGAUUGCUACUAUAGUCUUUUGAAAUACCUGGUCCUGAGGUAUGUCAAUUCCAGCAUUUGCAAUUUAAACCUUAGCCUACCGUGAAUCACUUAGUGAACUUUGCCAUAUAUAUAUGAAGAUACCUAAAUAAAGAUACCACAUGUAUAUAUAUAUAUAUAUGAAGAUACCUAAAUAAAAUUAAGGUAUUCAAGAAGAUAAAUGGCUAAAAUGGAAUAGAGGCAUCUCUGCCUCCUGAGAUAAAAUUGUCAGCUUGACUAAUAGAAUAAAGCGCCCUAGGUCUGAUUCUCUGAUCUCUGGUGCUCUCUUUGGGCACUGUAGGCAUGAAUGAUAUGCAUAAUGAGUAUGAAUAAACCCUGAAAUCGCCACUUAGUUCUUUUCCCUAAAAGGUAGUAGUCAGUGCUUGAUUAUUUGGGGGAAUGGGUGGGAAGUUAUAUAAUACUAAAUUUUGAGUGCAUGUUAAAUUAUUCUGAGCACAAAAUUAAGUCACUGGUUGGCUGGAAAGGAUUAUUGUUUAUUCUAGGACAAAUAACAGAUCUUUGUUUUAUACUUACAUACUCCUACCUUCUCCCCAGAUAUAACUGAAGAAACCUUGCAUGUGUGCUAACAAAGCAAGUCUAGUGUCAAGUCAAGGUUAUUAGUCAGAACCUGCUGUGUGCUAGGUGCUGGAGAAUUACGAAGGUAUCAGUGCAAGUGCCUAACAACUAGUAUGAUGGGGAAGAGAGGAAUAGCAGAUUUUGUACAGGCCCAGGGGUGUUGCACAGUCUAGGUUAGAGUUGUAGAUCAUGAGUAAGGCAAACAUCAUAAAGAGGAAAUCAAAGGAAUGUUGAAACUCCUCUAGGAUGAUGCCUUUGUACCAUUUUUCCAGAAUACCAACACAACCAAUUUUUCCUCUAGAGUUGGAACAGAUCGUAGUUUGGUUGAACACCAAAUGAUGUAGGUGGAUUGCAUUUAGCAGCUAUAUCAUAUGAAAAAUAGGAAUCAUUGAACAGUAGUAUAAAGCAGUUGGUCUGUUUUUUCCUUUUUAGUUGGAUUCACAGAAGGGAACAGUGGGAAACAAGACUGAAGCAAAAUUAUAGAAGGUUUUAUCACCAGCCUGAGGGCUUCAUAUGUGAUUUGAUAGGAAGUAGGGAAACACUGAAAUUCAGGCAGUGUCACUGUAGAGCUCUGCUUUCAUAGAAGAGUCUCAGACUGUAACUAGGCUAAAUUGGUAAGAAGAGACUGGAGGAAGAGAGGCCAGUUUGGGUAUCCUUGUAAUAGUCCACACUUAAGGUGAUGAGCAUCUGGAGUGGCCAGGCUGGAGAUGGGAAGAGGGGCAGGAGUACCCUGAUCUAGAGGCACAUGGGGAGGACCAGCAAGGAACUUGAAGGGAUUUAGAGAAAGGAGGUAAAAAAUAAGAAAGUAGAGGGACAGAAUGACUUGGGAGUUUUCGAUGCUAGGAGACUGCAUCAUAAUUAUCUGAGUUAAGGAAAACAAGAACAAAUAGGGAAGAAGAGUUAUUAGGUAAAGUACUUCUAGCUUUUCACUUACCCAAGAUUGAACAGGUAAUAAGUAAAAAUUACAUGACAAGAAUACUGGCCUUCUCACUUCUCUUGCGUUCUUUCUCCUGUACUGUAAUUGUUUCUUAGAGUCUAAAGCUCUUAACCAGCUUUAAGAACAGUAGUGAGUUUUUUCAUUGAAGAACUAGAUUGCGUCUAGGUACAAGUAGUUGACCAUCCAGAGCCUAAUCUUGUAUAUCUGCUCCAAAUAUCUAGAACAAAGCAACUGAAGAUCCCCAAGUUUAAUCUGACUUCAACUAGACAUAUGAACCCUCAGUAGAAAAACUGAGGUAGUGGAACUCUUGCUGCUUGAUUUCCAGCUAAAGCCUUUGUAUUACAGAGAAGCUAAGGUGCAAAGCAUGAAGUCCUUUGCUUUCAUUAGUCUUGCUGCUUUAGACUAGCAGAAGAAGCCCAUGAGCUAAAAUUAGGGAUGACCAGAAUCCCAGGCAAGUACUCAUGUAUCACUUCUUAAUUUUUAUUCAGAGAAACUGUAGUAACUGGAUAUUAUUCCUCCUGUAAAUGUGUUGGUGCCACAAAAAAUAUUACUGACUUUUUUUUUUAAUCAUAAAGCAGUUGAUUUCAUACCUUUUACCUAUCUCAGAGCAAGAGAGAGAGACUUGAAAACCCUAAGUUAAAGUUUAUAUCUGGAGAAUAAAACUUGUUGGUUGAUCUUAAAAGAUCCAGUAUAUGAUUAUUUUAAGAUGUUAGUUAACUGUACUCAUUGAACACUUCCCAAAGUAGUGAUUCUUGCUUUUAAACCAUUCAGAGUUUUAGAUUAUUUCAUUUUUGAUUUGUAAACUCUAUGUGGUACCAAAAUUAUGGAGGCUAAGUUUUCAAUUAUUACACAGCUGAAACUAUAUAUAUACACACAUAUAUUUUUAUAUAUAUAUAUGUGUGUGUGUGUGUGUGUAUAGAUAUAUAAUCUCUACCUUGACUGUUUUAAAGCAUUGUUCACUCAUGAAGCAUAGUUCAGUCAGUGGGACUCAAAUCUUAUUACACCUCACCUUACUGGAGAUUGAGUUCUAUAACUCGGCGGUGGUUGGGUUGCCUAGAGGAUGUUAAUUCUGCCAGCCUGACGUUAAUCUGUAGACUUGUUUGGGGAACCACUGCAGUGGGCCAUUGUUACACCCAAUAAGAAGGUGGGGAUUAUUUGAUACUGUGGAGUAUGAUCACAAGUCAAGCCAACACAAAGAAGAAAAACAUUUGUGAAACUUCUUAGAUGACUUGUAACUUGAAGGUAUUAUUUAUAUUGACCUUUCUUAACUCUUUAUUUUACUUAAAAUCACUUUU